UUUCUCAUGUUGCUGACGUGGUGAGAUACCAUUGGUUGUCUGAAUGAUAUGGGACCCACGUUAAGUAACACUUUAGCCACCAACCAACUCAUGAGCCAAAGUAUCUUAAGGUUGACCCAUUUUCUAGUCUCAUGUAGAUCACACAAAACAAAAUUCUUUGCCACUUUCUAAAUUAAGUGUUCAAGUUAUGAAAAAGGAAAGUUAGCUGAACGAGAGCAAUUUUAUCUUCAUGAUAUGAAAAAGCUGCCUUAUCGGAAGUGCUGAUCAAUGGCAAUUGAAGAAUUGGUUGUACGUACUGCUGAUAUUAUCGAUCAACAAGCAAUGGAAACCUUGUUGAUCGAAAAUCACUCAAGUGAAGCCAAGGACAUGGAAAAGAUGAGGAGUUCGAUGGAAAUAUUGAGUAGAGUAGAUUUGGACCUUGCAUAUUCUGAUGAGAAAUUGACGAAUCUUGACAAUCUUUUGAUGCGUGUCUUGGCCUGCGAAAAUGAAGUUGAAGCAAUUUCUUUCGAGAAUGAUGAGAUUUCUCCUGACUCAAUUGAGAAAGUACUGACGUUGGAUCACUUAUCUGCCAUUUUAAACUCUGAGAUAAGGCAACUGGACAAUUUCAUAGGCACUCUUCAAGACCUUAUCACUGAAGCGAGGCAAAAGAUGUCUACGUGCAGAGAAUUUAGUGAGUUGCAUAUGAUAAUGGAGAAUAAAUUUCAUGAUACCGAAGAGUUGUUGCGACAAUCAAAGGAGCGUGUCCUAGAAAUGAAGAUGCAGCUUGCCAAGUUGCAGAUGACUUCAUUAGCUUUCGACAAAAAUGAAUGGAGACAUAGUAUGAGUUUGGAUUUAUCAGACAUUAAUAAUGCGUCAACAAGAGAAUUUAAGCCACACAUGCAGACAGUUGAGCAAAGACGUAUAUUAAGAAUGUUGGAAAAAUCACUUGAAAGAGAGCUUGAUCUCGAGAAGAAGUUGACUCUACUUAAACAAAAUGAAGAUGAUCUAAAGUUGAAACUCCGGUUAACCGAGCAAGUAGCUCUAUGCAUGGAAGAGGGUGCAGAGGUUAUAUGGGGUAGGUUUUUAGAGUCAGAAAACACAGCAGAGGUACUCAUGGGAAUUUCCAGAGAAAUGGUUAGCCGACUACAGGUUGUUAACUUCAAUUUAAACGGUUCACUUCAACGAGAGAAAGAUUUCACAUCAAAGAUUGAUAAUUGCAUAGGACAGAUAAAUGCCAAAGAUAUUACCAUACAAAACCUUAAUAGCUGCAACAAACAACUUGCUGCUGAAAAUGCCGAAGUAUCCUCUUUAAGGGACAGGCUGAAACUUUUAGAAGAUAAGUUGAAAGAAUCCGAGUCUAAAUUACUUAAAGCAAAUGAACUGAAUGAAGCAAGUGAAGAGCGGCUUAAAGAACUGGAAUGUAUCGUAGAAUCUCAAAAAGAAGACAUCGAUAUUGCAGAACACAAGGCUGAAAGCGCAGAGGAAAAGGUUGCACAUUUGACCGAGACAAACUUGGAACUGCACGAAGAGUUGGAUUUUCUCAAGAGUAGUAAUGAAAGUAAUGCUAAAAAGGUCAGCAUUCUUGAGAAAAAGGUUAGAGAAUUAGAACUUCAGCUACAAAAUGCUAAGACUUCAUCAGAAGCAGGCCAAGAACAACAGAAUAUGCUGUAUUCAGCCAUUUGGGACAUGGAAACUUUAAUCGAUGAACUAAAACAAAAGGUCUUAAAAGCCGAAAGCAAGACUGAGCAUGCAGAGGAACAGUGCCUAAUUUUAUCUGAAGCUAAUUUAGAACUUACCAAAGAAGUAGAGUUUCUAAGAUCAAGAGUUGAAGGAUUGGAGACUUCUUUGAAUCAAGCUACUGUUGAGAAACUUGCAAGUGCAAAAGACAUUAACAUAAAAACCAGCUUUAUAAUGGAUCUAGUCAUGCAGCUAGCUAUAGAAAGGGAGCGAGUACAAAAACAGAUGUUUUGUUUGGCCAAGGAAAACAAAUCAUUGGUCAGGACGUUGGAGUCAAAAAAGGAUCAGCUGUCCAUAAAUGUACUUGUGAAUGGAGUUGAUGAUAUUGGGCUGUCAUCUUCUAGAGUUGCCUCAACAAUCGCUGCCGCUAAAGACAGUUCGUGUGAACUGCUAACAGAAUCUUCACUGAAGAGCUCCCAGGUGAUCAACGAAUUAACUCCUGAUAAAACGACUGAUCAAAGCAGUAAGUCUUCCAUUUCGACAAAUGACGAGCCUUCUAUGGUUGUCAAGUCGGAGGAGACACAGGUUCAGUUACAGACAACACAACACCAACACAAGUACAUUGUCAUGGCAAUCUUCGUCUUGUUACUUUCAACAUUAGGAUUAUAUAUUUUUGACAAAAGAAACAACAUCCUCGACUGGUCGAUGGUUAGAUUAUAGUACUUGUGCUGCAAUACAUUGUACAGAUUCUUUGAUUGUUUUCGUGUUCAUGAUCUUCUUCUAUUCCCUGUAAAUGUUGUUGUUCAAAGCUCAAGAUAGAGCAAUUCUUUUAAGCAAAUUGUGUUGUUGGAAUGAUUAUUGCAAACUCAAAAGAUAUUAGCCAUUUGUAAAAGUAAUUGUGUUUUUAAUGGAAUGAGAAUUGUUGUUGAUUGUUCUUGUA
Molecule: messenger RNA, 2596 nt
Organism: Capsicum annuum
Lineage: Eukaryota; Viridiplantae; Streptophyta; Magnoliopsida; Solanales; Solanaceae
Product: WPP domain-interacting tail-anchored protein 2
Source: RefSeq, a predicted model, not a curated record